AUGCAGUCCAUGGAUAGACGACAGCAAGAGACUAUCCAGACUUUGUACACUGCCAUGCACAAACUUAAACAGAAGGUUACAGAUCUGGCGGUAAAAAUCGAGACCCAGGCUGAACACUGUGACUGGCCGCGUUACUUGAGUACCCUCGCAUUAUGUGCUUCGGAAUUAAGUGAAAUUCGCAAAAUACUUGAAUCUGAUCGAUUCUCUAACGGGCACUCCUUGGUACUCACUCCAAUUAUGCUAAAUCCGGAAAUUGAUCCUGCGUUGGCCAAGGCUACUGAAGACCGAUUAGCCCUGUUCAACCACGACACCGUGCCACAAUAUCUGCGCACCAAACUGGACCCCAAAGUCAGUUUAUUCCCUUGA
Dicrocoelium dendriticum is the source of this 366-nucleotide messenger RNA. The record is from the annotation of a GenBank genome assembly. Lineage: Eukaryota; Metazoa; Platyhelminthes; Trematoda; Plagiorchiida; Dicrocoeliidae.